CCAGACAUUGGCUGCGUCAGUAGGACUCGGCAGCGGUCGGAGAUGUGUGGCAGAUGACAGUGUGUUUUCAAAGUUGUGUGUGUGGUAUUUUGUGCAACAUCGUAUGAUAUCUUACUGACCUGUGCUGCUUCAGUUGUUCACAAUGGCUCCGACGAUGAGUAAAUUCGUAUCGAAGAAUGCCGCAGUAGGAAUUGCUUCUGCCUCAGUCAUCAUUUGGUUAAUCCAAACAAGGAAUAAAAAUCUAAGAGCGCAAAGAAACACGCAGCAAGCUCAAAUUCAAUACUUUGUUGGAGAGAAGUCAAAAAACACUGUCAAAGCCCACGUCAAUGCCGCUUUUUUUCGCCAACUUCGUGAGAUUUUAGGAAUAGUUGUACCAGGUGUAUUUAGCACAGAAUUUGGUUUCCUACUGCUUGUAGCUGCCUCAUUAAUUGCAAGAACAUAUUGUGACUUAUGGAUGAUACAGAAUGGAACCUUCAUUGAAAGCGCUAUUAUUAACAUGGAUAAGAAGAAAUUCAUUCAGAGGCUCUUAAAAUAUGUUGCAGCCAUACCUCUGAUAUCCGUCGUCAACAACAUUCUUAAGUAUGGAAUUGGAGAGCUGAAGCUGCGUUUAAGAACACGGCUAACACAUCACCUGUAUGAUCAGUACCUCAGGGGCUUUACAUAUUACAAAAUGAGUAAUCUGGAUAAUCGUAUUGCAAAUGCAGAUCAGCUCCUAACAACAGAUGUGGACAAGUUCUGUGAUACAUUUACAGACUUGUAUUCAAAUACAUGCAAACCCAUGCUGGACAUAUUUAUAUAUGUAUAUCGUCUGACAGUGUCAUUGGGGCCACAGACUCCAGUGAUGCUAAUUGCUUACCUAGUUGUAUCGGGCUUCAUUCUCACGCACCUUAGGCGACCAAUGGGCCGCAUGACAGUUACUGAACAGAAGCUUGAAGGUGAAUUCAGAUAUAUCAACUCAAGACUAAUUACAAAUUCUGAAGAAGUAGCUUUCUAUCAAGGCAAUAGUCGUGAGAAGCUUACUUUAUUGGCAUCAUUUCAAAAAUUGGUUAAUCAUAUGAGGAAGUUCUUGGAGUUCAGAGUGCUGAUGGGAACCAUUGACAAUCUUGUCGCAAAAUAUUGUGCCACAGUAGUUGGCUUUUUUGCAGUGAGCCUGCCAUUUUUGGACCGUAAUCAUCCAGAGCUCGCUAUCUGUGGAGAGCAAGAAAGAUUUAGACUGUACUACACUUAUGGGCGGAUGCUUGUAAAACUUGCUGAAGCCAUAGGACGUCUGGUUCUGGCUGGCAGAGAAAUGACAAGGUUAGCAGGCUUCACAGCAAGAGUUACAGAAAUCAUGGGUGUACUUAAAGACCUGAACCAAGGACAUUAUGAGCGUACAAUGGUCUCAGACUCUCGCAAGACUCCAGAAAGGGAUGACAAUGGUCUCAUUAAGAAUGUAAUGAAGCCUAAGAUGCCACUUAUACCAGGAUCAGGAAGAAUAAUUUUCCAGGACAAUAUUAUACGAUUUGACAGAGUGCCUUUAGUUACCCCCAAUGGAGACAUGCUUGUUGAAGAGUUAACCUUUGAAGUACGAUCAGGCAUGAAUGUUUUAGUGUGUGGUCCAAAUGGCUGUGGCAAGAGCUCACUAUUUAGGGUACUUGGUGAGCUUUGGCCACUGUUUGGAGGAACACUGACAAAGCCACCACGUGGAAAGCUCUUCUACAUACCUCAGCGGCCGUACAUGACACUGGGAACUCUACGAGAUCAAGUGAUAUACCCACACACACAAGAAGAGAUGCGGCGGAGAGGUAAAACUGACGCUGACCUAGAACGCCAUCUGGAACGUGUCCAGCUUUCAUAUCUGCUCACUCGUGAGGGUGGGUGGGAUGCUAUUGCUGACUGGAUUGAUGUGCUCUCAGGAGGAGAGAAACAGAGAAUUGCGAUGGCUCGUCUUUUCUAUCAUGCUCCCCAAUUUGCCAUACUGGAUGAGUGCACAUCAGCUGUCAGUGUGGAUGUUGAAGGAUCUAUGUACCGGUAUUGCAGAGAAACUGGCAUCACACUGUUUACUGUUAGCCACAGGAAAUCGCUCUGGCAGCACCAUGAGUAUUACUUACACAUGGAUGGCAGAGGAUCGUUUGAAUUUAAGCCAAUUGAAGAGGAUACACAAGAAUUUGGGUCAUGAAAGGAUGCACCAAACUGGUGAUGAAACGUUUUGACCUGGUUUGGAUGUGUAACUUUGGAUACAAAGAGUGCCAAUAGGAAACUAUGCAAAGGAAAAACUCUGUUACAGAAAUUACUUAAUUGUGUCUACUUCACUUUCAUCUGUUGGAGAACUGAACCUGAUCAAAAUAAAAAAAAUAGCUUGGGUAAAAUAACUCUCAACAGCUGUUUAACUGUUGCCUUCUAUAUCAGUCUUCAUUCAGCAGUAUCUUGGAUAGUUGUUUUGCUUGGAAGAACUGGCAUAAUUGUGAAUCCCUUUAAUGAUAGAAUCAUCGUGCUAUAAAUUCAUUGUUAAUGAGGAAACUAAUAAGUAUUAUGGAGUGAAAGGUUUCGUUCAGCUGACUGAUAACACUAAAACAAAGAUAGUACAACAUAUUUACAAUAUGGAACAAAUGUUUCUAAACUUUUAGAAUGUACAAGAAAAAAUUCUUGAGGAACAAGAAGUGAGCUCAUUACGUAUGUUGUUGGGACAGUAUACUUUGAACAUGGGCGUGCAGAUGGACAGAAAGGUGUCAACAGGAUCAGCUCUUCUCAUUUGUAAUUGUAGCCAUCUUUCUUGCCAUAUUUUUUUUUUAAAUGAGAAGAAAAGAGAAAAGGAUACUUUCAGAGUGAAAAUGCAUUUUCAGUGCUCAGUUCAGUUUUAAUACACAUUGUAUAACUGAAGCUCUCCUCUUUCUGAUUUCCUGUUCUAUUUGUAACAUUGCUACAGUAUUUUCCUGUUGUGCUAAUUGAACUUGAAGAAUAUUCUCCUUGGCAGAGGGAUGGUGAUAGGGGAAUGUCAAGGUAUAGUAAAUAGAAGAGAACAGAAGCUGUAGGAGUUUACCUUUGAAACAGUUAAUGAUUGGUAAAAUAAGUUGUAUUAACUAUCACAAUUGAGAAACAUUAUGUACUGUGUUACAUUCAUUCCUCAAGGUUUAUUUUGUAAUACAUACAU
This is a messenger RNA of Schistocerca cancellata (South American locust), 3130 nucleotides long. It is a transcript of the gene Pmp70, whose product is annotated as ATP-binding cassette sub-family D member 3. The transcript is spliced from 15 exons. Bases 143 to 2158 code for a protein of 671 amino acids. NCBI's taxonomy places the organism in Eukaryota, Metazoa, Arthropoda, Insecta, Orthoptera, Acrididae. Gene Ontology annotation, biological process: long-chain fatty acid import into peroxisome; peroxisome organization; fatty acid beta-oxidation. Gene Ontology annotation, cellular component: peroxisomal membrane. The record is from RefSeq and is a predicted model, not a curated record. Gene Ontology annotation, molecular function: long-chain fatty acid transmembrane transporter activity; ABC-type transporter activity; ATP binding.